Messenger RNA from Monodelphis domestica (gray short-tailed opossum), 4212 nucleotides. NCBI's taxonomy places the organism in Eukaryota, Metazoa, Chordata, Mammalia, Didelphimorphia, Didelphidae. The record is from RefSeq and is a predicted model, not a curated record.
AGGUGCAAACAUAAGCAAAUAUGAGCCAUUGUGGGCUCGCCAUCCUGGGCAAAGAGCAGGCGCCGGGUCCCUCCCCGGGCUGUGCACGGUUGGGUCGUUGCUGGCCGGAACACCGAGGACCCUGCUCUGGGCAGAGACCAGGUAAGGCUGGCCAUCGGCGGCUCCCACAAGGUGACUUUUCUGGGCUUUGGUCUUGAAGAGAUUGUGAAAGGCAGGAUGGAGGGGAACCGUCUGCGGGGACGGCGGGAGGGCUGGCGGGGAGCUCAGACGGUGGGAUUCAGUGCAGAGGGAACUGGCCGUGCCCAACACCUUGAGUUGGGAAGGGCUGGAAGGCUGGCUUGGGGGCGGCAGAAAUCGGGGCCUUCAAGAAUUCUUUAGUUUCGACUCCCAUCCUGGGGCCUGUCCCUGCCAAUGGGUGGAGGAAGAAUUGGAAACCAGGCUCUGGAAGUGCCUGGAAAACCGUCUGUGUCUGCCUCGGAAGCCUUCGUGGGGGGAUUCUGGGGCACUUUUCUAUCCUCGAGGGCCCCCGGGGUCACACCAUCGGCCUGGAGCCCCUUCCCCAGUCUGUCCCUCGGGGCCGUCCGCCUCUGAACUGGCCCGGGUAUUUUAGGGGCUGGAAAAUCGGCCUGCUGGGGGCUUCCCUGUCUCCCCACUCUAAACUGAGGGCCGGAGCCCUGGGGAGGCACAGUCGGCGCCCAGUGGGGUGGGGCAGGGCAGAAGCCGGCAGCAGAGCUCUGGCUUCCCGGAGCAACAGCUCAGCAAGCCCUGGGACCGUCCCCGGAGGGUGGCUUUUCUUAGCGAGCUCCUCCAUCCUUUCCUUCACUGGGUAGGUGAGCAGAAAUCCUUAUUUAUCAUGGCGCCUGCGUGCCAGAUCCACAGCUAAAUUCUAGGGGAGCGCAAGCUUCCUCAUCCGACAGGGCGCCCCUCUGGGCCAGCCCGGCCCCUCUGAGCUGCCCUCUCCUCCCUGAAAAGAGGAGGCAGCAGGCCUUUACCACCAUCUUGGGGCUGCUGCCUGACUCACCCACACCUUCCCCGGCAGCCCUUGUGACACCCCCAGUCCUCCCCUGCGCUCCGGGCAGAAGCUGGCAGGCUGGGCCUCCCCUCCCCCGCCUGGUGGAGACCCUUUGUUGGGUGUCCCGGCUGACUUCAGACCAGACUUAAAAGGGCAGAAAAAGGGCAGAAACGGAGACCAGAAGUCCCGAGUGCAACCCAGAUCUGCUGCCAAGUCCCUGGGAGCCGUCCCGAGAGCGGGGAGCGGCCGACCGGUACCAUGGCUGCCCCUCUGUCAAAUGGGGCCGUGAUGACGUCUUACCCUUUCUGCUUCCCAGGACUGGCUGCCCUAAGGACGAGGCCUGAGCCUUCUGUGAAGGCAGGGCGGCCCGCCUCACUGGACCUUUCCCUCAGUUACAUUUCAGGAGAAGACCAAAGCCAUGGCUCUGAGCGGCGCCUUCAGGGCGGUGGGCAAUGACCCCGGAGUCAUCGUUUGGAGAAUAGAGAAAAUGGAGCUGGUGCUGGUGCCCCUGAGCUUCCACGGCCAUUUCUACGAGGGAGACUGUUACGUGGUCCUCUCGACCCGCAGCUCUGGAAGCCUCCUGUCCCAGGACAUCCACUACUGGAUCGGAAAGGACUCCUCCCAAGACGAGCAGAGCUGCGCCGCCAUCUACACCACCCAACUGGACGACUACCUGGGGGGCAGCCCCGUGCAGCACCGCGAGGUUCAGCAUCAUGAAUCGGACACCUUCCGGGGCUACUUCAAACAGGGCAUCAUCUACAAGAAGGGAGGGGUGGCCUCUGGGAUGAGCCACGUGGAGCCCAACGCCUACCGCGUGAAGCGUCUCCUGCACGUGAAAGGGAAGAGGCGCGUAGCGGCCACCGAGGUGGACCUGACCUGGGACAGUUUUAAUCUGGGUGAUGUCUUCCUGCUGGACCUCGGGAGAGUCAUCAUCCAGUGGAACGGCCCCGAGAGCAACACUGGAGAGCGGCUGAAGGCCAUGCUCCUGGCCAAGGAUAUUCGGGACCGAGAGCGUGGGGGGCGCGCAGAAAUCGGCGUGAUUGAGGGAGACGACGAGGCGGCCAGCGCAGAUCUGAUGAAGGUCCUCUUGGAUACACUGGGCGAACGUUCCCAGAUCGUGUCUGCAACCUCCGAUGAGCUCCUAGACCAAGAGCAGAAAUCAAACAUCACGCUCUACCAUGUCUCUGACUUCGCUGGGCAGCUGAAAGUCGCAGAGGUGUCCACAAGGCCCCUGGUCCAAGAUUUACUGAAUCAUGACGAUUGCUACAUCCUGGACCAUGGUGGAAGCAAGAUCUACGUCUGGAAAGGAAGGGGGGCCACCAAGACCGAGAAGCAGACCGCUAUGUCUAAAGCUCUGGGCUUCAUUCAGAUGAAGGGUUACCCAAGCAGCACCAAUGUGGAGACGGUCAACGACGGGGCCGAGUCGGCCAUGUUUAAGCAGCUGUUCCAGAAGUGGACAGUGAAGGACCAGACCUCGGGCUUGGGGAAAAGCUUCAGCAUGAAUAAAAUUGCCAAAGUCAUUCAGGAUAAGUUUGACGUGACUCUGCUUCACACAAAGCCCGAUGUAGCGGCCCAAGAAAGGAUGGUCGAUGAUGGCAGCGGAAACGUCGAGGUCUGGAGAAUCGAAAACCUGGAGCUGGUCCCGGUGGAGGAUCGCUGGCAAGGCUUUUUCUACGGCGGAGACUGCUACCUAGUUCUCUACACGUACCACGUGAACGCGCAGCCCCGCUACAUCCUGUACAUCUGGCAGGGCCGGCACGCUUCCAAGGACGAGCUGGCGGCUUCGGCCUACCAAGCCGUGGAGCUGGACAGACAGUACGGGGGCGCUCCGGUGCAGGUGCUGGUCAGCAUGGGGAAAGAGCCGGGCCACUUCAUGGCCAUCUUCCAAGGAAAGCUGGUCAUUUUUGAGGGUGGCACAUCCAGGAAGGCAAGUGCUGAGCCUGACCCUCCUGUGAGACUCUUCCAGAUCCGAGGGAAUGACAAAUCCAACACCAAAGCUGUGGAGGUACCAGCAUUUGCCUCUUCCCUGAAUUCCAAUGAUGUUUUUCUGCUGCAGACACAAAAUGAGCACUACCUCUGGUAUGGAAAGGGUUCCAGUGGUGAUGAAAGAACAAUGGCAAAGGAGUUAGCCGGAGUGCUUUGUGAUGGCACUGAAGACACCGUGGCUGAAGGACAGGAGCCAGAAGCAUUCUGGGACUCACUAGGAGGGAAAGUCCCUUAUGCCAAUGACAAAAGACUCCAACAGGAAGUUAUCGAUGUCCAGCCCCGGCUCUUUGAGUGUUCCAAUAAGACUGGGAGGUUCGUUGUCACUGAGAUCAUAGAUUUCACACAGGAUGACCUGAACCCAGGUGAUGUGAUGCUCCUGGAUACCUGGGACCAGGAAGGCACGUCCUACGAGCAGCUGAAGGAGGAGCUGGGAGACCCUGCCGAAAUCGUGAAGAUCGCUGCUGACAUGCACAGGGCUCCCCUCUUACUGAGCGCUGCUGAUGGUGAGCAAAAAUAUUACCCUCUGGAAGUCCUACUGAAAAAUCAGGACCAGGAGCUGCCGGAGGAUGUAGACCCUGCCAAAAAGGAGAAUUACCUCUCUGAUGAAGACUUUGUGGCUGUAUUUGGCAUCACGAGAGAGAAAUUUGCUGCUUUGCCUGUCUGGAAACAGCUCAACCUAAAGAAAGAAAAGGGGCUUUUUUAAAGAAUGGAAGCAAAUGUCUAUUUUUAGGUAAUACUAGAGAAUAGACAGUGCCAAUUAUGAGGGAAGAAUUGAAAUCCCUAGCACAAUGUACUUGGUUACUUAUAGAAGCAAAAGAGUUUGCAAAGUGCAUGUUACCUACAGUGAAUAUUCUUGCCAAUAUUUAGUUGUUUAAAUAUGUUUAACUAUCCAUUCUGAUUUCUGUUUUGCACGAAUUUAGAGAUGAAAAAUAAAAACAUAUAUAGUUCAUGCAACAAACUAUUCAAUCCUAAAAAGUUAUAAUGAAGAAAGUGCUUUAAUUUUGGUGUUUGGACAUGAGGUUUAGAUAUCGAGAUCAUUAAUGCCAAAAAUAAAAAUAAAAUACUUAAUCUACAAGUCACUGAAGUCUGCAAGCAAUUUUCAUACACCUCCUGGGUAAGUCCCAGACAUCUUUUUAAAUUAAAGCCAUGAGAUGAGGGAAUGAUAGCAUUUUGUGUUUGCUCAUAUAACAAAUAAAGCAUAUACUUCACCUCUG